Messenger RNA from Oldenlandia corymbosa var. corymbosa, 2052 nucleotides. Lineage: Eukaryota; Viridiplantae; Streptophyta; Magnoliopsida; Gentianales; Rubiaceae. The record is from the annotation of a GenBank genome assembly.
ACCGCCACUUAAGUAAUUCCUUCCACCCCCUGGCGGAUUCAGACAACUUCGCUCUCGACCCGUUUUGGCUAUGGAGACUUCCGUCUCAAAACCAUCGGUUCCCGCCACCAUUGAAGAACCUCAUCUUGACCUCUACACCAUUCCCAGCUACUCCAGUUGGUUUCAAUGGGGCAACAUUCACGAAAUCGAGAGGAUAUCGCUCCGGGAAUUCUUCGACGGAACUUCCAUCACGAGGACGCCCCGAAUUUACAAAGAGUACAGAGAUUUCAUCAUCUGCAGGUACCGGGAAGACCCUUCCCGGAAACUGACCUUCACCGACAUCCGGAAGUCGCUGGUGGGUGACGUCAGCACCCUCCACAAGGUCUUCACCUUCCUGGAGAAGUGGGGGCUCAUCAACUUCGACGGAGGUCACCGGAAAACGGCGUCGUCUGAGGAGGAGGAUAGACGAGUUAGGGUUGAGGAAGGGGCACCGCAUGGUGUGAAGGUUGUGCUGGGUCCUAAUCAGACUAAGAUAGCCACACCGCCGCCGCCUCCUCUUCCUCUACCGCGAGGGAGCGGGUCCAAAUUUGCGGCGUUUGCGUCGUAUUCGGAUGUUUAUGGGGAGAAGCCGGAAAAGGAUUUGCGCGCCUGUUGGAGUUGUAAAAAGCGGUGCGAUUCAGGGCUCUACCAACACCCUAAGGAAUGGAGCUUUAUCCUCUGUAAGGCAUGCUUUGAGAAUGGUGAUUACGGGAGGAAAUCUGUUUAUGAUUUCAAGUUCAUUGAUGACAAGAAUGAAAAAGGGGGGUGGACAGAAGCUGAAACUUUACUUUUGUUGGAAUCUGUUUUGAAGCACGGAGAUGACUGGGAGCUUGUUGCUCAAAAUGUGAAAACAAAGACCAAGCUGGAUUGCAUAUCAAAGCUCCUUCAGCUACCUUUUGGCAAUCUUAUGUUGGGUUCUGGUGUAAGCAAAAGUAACUUUUGGGAGAUGAAAUCUGGUAAUAACAACAUUGGACAUACAACAACAGCUGCUUCUAAGAUUGAAGAAUCUUGCUAUGGGGAAGAUAAGCAGAAAGAGCUCAAGAAGGAUGGACAGCAGAACAUAGCUGGUGAAGACCAAGGCCCCCCACAAAAGAGAUUGUGCAGUAUGCCUGAGUUGGAUGCAAGCAGUUAUUUGAUGAAACAGGUGGCACGUCUUUCUGCAACUGUUGGGCAAUCUGUCACUGCUUCUGCUGCAGAUGCUGCAGUGGCAGAGCUUUGUUAUGAAAACCGUUGUUCGAGGGUUAUAUUUGAUGAUGACAAUUUGGUUGAUGAGUCCAAGUUACCUGCUCCAAGUAAUGAAGAAGAGAGAUUCGAUGCUGAAAAUGCCAAUAGGGAAAGGGAGCCUGCCAUCUCAGAGCUUCAGGAAACAACAUUGCCAAAGAAUGUUAUACCUUUAACUUUGCGAAUGAGGGCAGCAACUGCAACUUCUCUUGGAGUGGCAGCUUCCCAUGCCAAGUUAUUGGCUGAUCAGGAGGAGAGAGAGAUUGAAAACUUAAUGGCCACUCUCAUUGAAACGCAGGCUUGUGUUUGAUGAUGAAAUACCAUAUUGAAUGCAGUUGAAAAAAUUAAAGCGCAAGGCAAAAUUUUUGGAAAAUCUGGAGGUGAUUAUGGAGAAUCAACAUGACCGGUUAGAGGAUAUUGAAGAGGAUAUGGUAGAAGAGAGAAUGAAUGUACUCCAACAGAUUUUCAGUUCUGGGAUCCCUAGAUGGAAGGAUCAAACCUAUGUAAAAUCUCAUAAUGGCAAUGUAAUUUAGUUUUAGAUUGGUGCCUUUUUGAAUACUUACUGUAGGUGAUAAGCAAAAAAGAUCAUGUCUUACAUCUUGUUGCCUCCAGAUGCAUAUGUAUCAAUUUUUGAUAUUCGAUUUUCUCCCCCUUUAUGCAAUCAGUCUUUUGCUGUUGUUUUAACCAAAUACUGGUCUUUUUGUUUGGAAUUUACGUUAUACUAAUUAGGUAGGUAUAGAACUUGGCUAGUUGGCUUGAUAAUGUAGAUUCUAAAAGGAUCCAGUAAUUUUAUGUUGGUUUGAAUUGAAGAUA